AUGCUUUGCCAUUGGGUUCUUUAUCUUAGUGGAAUUAUUGGUGUGUUAGUAAUUUUUAAACCUUUCGUUGAUAAAGAUCUUUUAACAUUAACAAAACAUCACCGCAUGGCAACAUUUCAUAGAAUGAUUUCCUUUCGAAGUAAAAUCUUGUCAUUUCUACAUUCUCGAUCAAUAGAAAUGGAUGCAGAUUCAAAAGCAUUAGUUGAAGUAAUUUCACUUUAUCAUUCAGAACUUGAUUUAAGUGAUGAUUUAACAGAUGAUGACAUUGAACACUUUCGUUAUCAUUCAAAACAAAUAUUAACUGCUUUAUUUCCAGCAAGAUCAUCAUCUUGUCUUAUUCAACAUCAUACAUUUCAAUAUAAUAGUAAUCAAAUAAAUAUGUAUUCUAUACAACAUGAACAAAUCAAUGAUUGGAAAUGUUCUAAUCAACCAUUAAUUCUUUAUUUUCAUGGUGGUGGAUUUGUUUUUGGUGAUAUUGAUACAUAUUCUGGUUUUGAAUGUCAUUUAUCAAAAUCUCUUAAUGCAUUAAUACUUCAUGUUGAUUUUCGUCUUGUACCUGAAUAUACUCUUGAAGAGACAAUUGAAGAUAUUAUUAAUGUUUAUAAAUUUUUACUUGAUGUUGAUUCAAAUAUUCAUCGACGAUUAAUUGGAAUGGGUGAUUCAACAGGUGGAAUGCUUUGGAUUUAUCUUUUACAAUGGAUUAUAUCAAAUAAUAAAUCUAUUCCACAAGGUGUUGUUUUACAUUCUCCAUGGCCUAAUCUAGAAUAUAUGGAUAGAUUUGUUAAAUACUCUACUGAUAAUUUAUUAUCAGUAAAACUUGCAUAUAAUUUAAGACAAUUAGCCAUUGGUAAAGAUACUUAUUGGUUUGAAGUGACUGAUAAAGAACUAAGUAAAAUAAGUCCAAAAGAGAAUUCAUUUAAAGGAUUUCCACCAGUUUAUAUAACAGCUGGUACAAAUGAAAUAGCAAUUGAUGCAAUUCGUAAUAUGACUGAAGCAAUGCGAUUAUCAGGUGUAGAAGUAAUAUUAGAUGAAGGUGAAGGAUUAAUGCAUACAUAUGCUUUAUUUCAUCUUUGGUCACUACAAGGUAGAUAUGCUCAAGAAAAAAUUCAUUGUUGGACUCAAGAACAAUUUUUAAUUGGAAUACAAUCGACAUCGAAAAUGAAUAACAUUAAAACAAAUCAAAUGCAUAUUUAUGAUUCUGGAUCAAGGUCUUUUGAUGCAAACAGAAUUUGA
This is a messenger RNA of Rotaria sp. Silwood2, 1233 nucleotides long. The record is from the annotation of a GenBank genome assembly. Lineage: Eukaryota; Metazoa; Rotifera; Eurotatoria; Philodinida; Philodinidae.